This is a messenger RNA of Anopheles arabiensis, 1330 nucleotides long. Its product is annotated as tRNA-uridine aminocarboxypropyltransferase 1. Bases 271 to 1248 code for a protein of 325 amino acids. The transcript has a single exon. Gene Ontology annotation, cellular component: nucleus. The record is from RefSeq and is a predicted model, not a curated record. Gene Ontology annotation, biological process: tRNA modification. Lineage: Eukaryota; Metazoa; Arthropoda; Insecta; Diptera; Culicidae. Gene Ontology annotation, molecular function: tRNA-uridine aminocarboxypropyltransferase activity.
UGUAUUGUGUGUUUUAUUUCAAUUUGAAUCAACUAACUUUUGCUUCGUACGGUUGUUUCCACUAAAAUUACCUUCCAAACUGAAUACGUCCCAGUGCAGCAUAAUGUGUGCCAGGCACUGUGUAACGCCUAACGCUUCGACGCGUUACGCAUUUGAAUUGCACUAGCACUGUCAAACUCAUGUGCAGUUUCGAACAGAAUGUAAACAAAACACUACCAGUUUCAUCGCUUUGCCACACUUUGCCAUUUGCAUCCGACGAAACAAAAGACGAUGGCAGCGACCGAACCAUCGAACCAGCGACCGGACCCCUUCCAAGGUAUGCACAUUGCGGACACGGACUUUCUGAUGAGCGUGGAGGGUCGAAGCUCCUGCACUGUCUGUGGGAAGUCGCGCAAGUUUUUCUGCUACACCUGCUAUGUCCCAGUCCCGGAAAUAGCAGCCCGUGUACCGCGCAUUUCCCUGCCAGUAAAAAUCGAUGUCAUAAAGCAUAGGAACGAAAUUGAUGGCAAAAGUACGGCGGUGCACGCUGCCAUCCUGGCGCCGGAUGAUGUUAAAAUCUACACGUACCCCGACAUCCCGGACUAUCGCGAGGAGAGCGGUGUGGUGUUGAUAUUUCCCACACCGACCGCGCUCACCGUGGCCAGCUUAUUUAGCGGCGAAACGUACCAGAUGAAAGAGAACUACGGUCUUCCCAAAGGAUACCAUAUGGGCACGCUGUUGCGCUUCCGGCUGAACGACAUCGUGGAUACACCGUUGCACCCCCGGGAGACGACUGAUGAGCGGAAUGGCGGUGCAGCGGAUUGCGACGGUGAGAGUUUCCCGGUAAAGCGAGCCGUAUUCAUCGACAGCACCUGGAGCCAGUGUCGGGGUAUUUACAAGGAUGAGCGGCUGUCGGGUUUGCGCACCGUUGUGAUACAGAACCGAAUUUCCCAAUUCUGGCGCCAUCAGCGCAACAGUCCGCGAUGGUUUCUUGCCACGGUCGAAGCCAUCCAUCAGUUCGUGCUGGAGGUGCACAUUGCUGCCUGGGGUCUGGACAGUCGAUAUCGGGGCUUGGAGCACAUUCACCUGAACAUGGAGCAGAUUCCGAAGGAGCGUAUUAUGCAUCCCGGUGAGAUGAACCCGGACGAAGUACCGCCGUACAACGGGCAGUACGACAAUGUGUUGUUCUUCUUUCGGCAUAUGUACAAUUUGAUACAUAAAUAUUACGACCACGAAAAGCUUAAAGCGUACAAGCGGCCGCUGUAUUAGAAGCGUAAUUCAUUGCGAAAAAAAAGAAGCAGAAAAAACGCUACUCACACGUUCUAAGACAAAUAGAUGAAUACAAGUCCAA